Molecule: messenger RNA, 2627 nt
Organism: Daphnia magna
Lineage: Eukaryota; Metazoa; Arthropoda; Branchiopoda; Diplostraca; Daphniidae
Product: methylenetetrahydrofolate reductase
Exons: 8
Coding region: 222-2369 (715 amino acids)
Biological process (GO): tetrahydrofolate interconversion
Cellular component (GO): cytosol
Molecular function (GO): methylenetetrahydrofolate reductase [NAD(P)H] activity; FAD binding
Source: RefSeq, a predicted model, not a curated record
UAAUACUUUGUCAGAUAUUUCUAGAAUCUUCGGAAGUGUUUACUACAAUGACCGUCAGAUGUCGCGAUGAUUUGUUUUUUAGUAGGGGCCAGUGACAAUAAAACGCUGGUGUCCAUGCUUGUUUCUUUCUACUCGAUUGCCGUCCUCUUCAGCGAGAAGUUUGUCAACAACAGGUGGGUCGUGGCAGGGGGUGAGGAAAGAUCCAGAAGAAGUUUAAGGAAAUGAAACCGAAAAUCGAUUACAACUCGGACGGUGGUCUGUGCAGCAGCUCGACAAGCGUUUCGGGUGAAGACACCCCCAAUCGCGAUGAGCGAUGUCAAAGCCCGACGGAUUUUGAUUACACUUCCGGUAACAAAUCUUUGGCAGAAAAGAUUCGUUUGCGCAUCGAAAGUGGCGAAAAAUUUUUCUCGUUGGAAUUUUUCCCUCCUAGAACAAAAGAGGGUGCCGUUAAUCUAUUAGCAAGAUUCGAACGACUGAGGUUAGCUUGCCCUUUGUUUUGCGAUGUCACGUGGCAUCCAGCUGGCAACCCGGGUGGCGAUACCGAGACCUCGUCAAUGACCAUUGCCAGUGCUGCGCUCAACUAUUGCGGCCUGGAAACAAUGUUGCACUUAACGUGCUGUAACCUUAGUCGGGAAGAUGUUAUCAAGCACCUUAACCGGGCAAGAGAAAUGGGCAUCAGGAGCAUUCUAGCCCUUAGGGGAGAUCCACCAAUCGGUCAAGAUUGGCAUCCACCGGAAAAUGGGUUGAAAUAUGCAGUCGAUCUAGUGCGGCUGAUUCGCAAUCUCUUUGGCGACGAUUUUAGCAUUUGCGUGGCUGGAUAUCCCACUGGUCAUCCGGAUGCUACUUCGUACGAAGCCGAUUUACUACACUUGAAAGAGAAGGUGGAUGCAGGAGCUGAUUUCAUCAUCACUCAAUUAUUCUUUCGCGCCGAAACGUUCAUCAAAUUUGUGCGUGACUGCAGAGCAUUGGGUAUCAACGUGCCCAUCAUUCCUGGAGUGAUGCCCAUCCAGUCGUACGAUUCACUCCGUCAAAUAGCCAAACUUUCUAAAUUAGAAGUGCCUGAAGAAAUAAUAAACAUUGUAGCGCCCCUCAAAGACAACGACGAGGCUAUCCGAAAUUACGGCGUCCAACAGGCCGUCAGUCUCAUUCGCGAAUUGUUUAAUGCCGGCUUAGCGCCCGGCGUUCAUUUCUACACGCUCAACAGAGAAGUGGCAACAACAACCAUUUUGAAACAGUUGGGUCUUUGGGUGACGGAACCUAGACGGCCCUUACCUUGGCGCAGAGCCGCCAACGCCAAACGAUCCACAGAAACUGUGCGUCCCAUUUUUUGGUCCUCAAGACCGAAAGCCUAUAUCUACCGGACCCGCCACUGGGACGAGUUUCCUAACGGACGUUGGGGUAAAUCUGAUUCACCUGCAUUCGGUGAACUCAAGGAUUAUUAUCUCUUUUAUUUGAAGAGUAAGAGCUCCAAAAAUGAUCUGUUGCGCAUGUGGGGAGAGGAGUUGUGUUCAGAGCAAGAUGUCUGGGAUGUUUUCCAUUGCUACCUGUCAGGACAGCCCAACAAAUGUGGCGUCAAAAUCACCAAAAUCGCAUGGAACGAUGAAGAGCUGAGUUCAGAGACAUCACUACUUCAAGAGAAAUUAUCAGAGUUCAACAAAAAAGGAGUGUUGACUAUCAAUUCUCAGCCAAAUGUGAAUGGAGCUCCUAGUGACGAUCCGGUCGUCGGAUGGGGACCCAGAGGCGGUUACGUUUAUCAAAAAGCUUAUCUCGAAUUUUUCACGUGCCAAGCCAAUGUCCAGGCUCUCUUGAAAGUGUUGCCCAGUUUUCCUAGGGUCAAUUUCCACAUCAUCAACAGCAACGGCUCAGCUGAUUAUACCAAUUGUCACAGACAUAGACCAGUGGCUGUGACGUGGGGCGUUUUCCCUGGACGUGAAGUCCUGCAGCCGACGGUGGUCGAUCCCGUUUCGUUCAAAGUGUGGAAAGACGAAGCUUUUGCUCUGUGGCGAGAACAGUGGGGCAAACUGUAUCCGGAAGGGUCGACUUCACGUGAUCUUUUGACUCGAAUCUCUGAGACUUACUACCUCGUCAAUUUAGUAGACAAUGAUUUCCCUCGUGAUAGUUGCCUGUGGGAGCUUCUCAACGCCAUGUUUGCCCAACGUGAGCUCGACAAUAUGAGCGAUUUUAUCCAGCAAGAUUCCGACGUCCAUUUGGAUGCUGUUGAUCACUACGAGAAUGGUCUGAGAUUGACAAGACGCCAGGAUUCACAAGGCGAUGGGAGUUAUACUCAUUACACGAUGGAAGAAUUGGUGGAAGCAGCACAUCGUCAAGAGAUGCACGAUGAAAUUGUGACAGGCGAAGGACACCAGUGACACAUUUUUUUUUAAUUUUUCUCUACAAGAAUCUUCUUUGGGAGGACACCAAUAGUUAGGACUUGAUAUUUUCAAAUUAUUUUGAUUCUUUAUUUUGUGCGUUCUUGUUUUUACACGAUGCCAUGAAAAGAAAUAAGUUAAUGAGUUGUGAAAUUACAUUGAACCAGAGUCAUAGAGGGGAUCCAUCUAUGACUCUGAUUGAACUAUUGAAGGAUGGGUGCAUUUAAUAAAAAGGGAUAAUAGAAAAAUGCAACAGUG